AACUAUGAGUCCAACAGUUAGGAAUGCCACCAUUUACUGUCUUUAUGAAAAUGGUAUCCUUUAACAUGUUAUGGAAGCUCUUUGUAGUUGUGGCCUUCGAGCUCUCUGCCACUGUCACCUCUACUGAUAUAUCCCAGGAGCAAUUCAAAGACCUAGUGGAGAGCAGAUUCUCCGUCAAGGUAGCAGAACAUGGCACGGAGUCUCAAAAUGUACUAAAACCGAGGGAGACUGAUACUGAGGGGGAAGAACCACCUAUGUUUUCUGUGGAAUGGUAUCUGUUACCCAAGCCAGAAAACAGAGCAUGUCUGCUUGAGAAAUUGCCAUUUGAUAUGGCCAAAGACGUUCCAGAAGACUGCGAUGAACCAAUAGAUGCCGCACUGGAAAAACGUAUUAGGAAGUUUUUCUCGUUGAGAGGUUUGAUAUUCACAAGUAUGAGCUCAUAUCCUGGACUUGAAACCAAUAACGUUGACCAGCCAAAUAAGGCAUCCUUCGUAAGCAGAUUGUUCGGUAAGAAAGGGGAACAUGACACCAAACCUCAUGAGAUACCCCAACCAAUAAAUACUGAAACUGAAGAAAAUACUGAUCCAGAAGAGCCACCUAGGUACUCUGUUGAAUGGCAUUUAUUACCAAAGCAGGAAAAUAGAGAUGCCCUACGUUAUUUCAUGCCAUGGUAUAUCUCAAUUUCUGUGCCAAAAGAUUGUAAUGAACCAAUAGGACCUUAUUUAGAAAAACGUAUUAGGAAGUACUUCUCAUUGAAUAUUGUGGACUGGUUUUUGUUACCCUUUCCAGAAAAUAGAGCUGCCUUACGUAAAGCGUUACCAAGCGAUAUAGCAGAAGACGUUCCAGAGGACUGCAACAAGCGAAUGUGGUGUGGACUAGAGGAAUAUAUUCAGAAGUUUUUUGCGUUGUAUGCCGCUACAUGGUACAUGCUACCAGAGCCGGAAAGUAGAAAUGCCUUACGUUAUGUCUUGCCAAAGGAUUUAGCUGACAAGGUACCGGAGGACUGUAAUGAACCUAUAGAGACCGAAGUGGAAAAACGUGUUAGGAAGUAUAUCUCAGAGGCUUUCCAACAGCAGAGAUUACACUAUUCAUGGUCAUAUGCAGGCAGUUCGUAAAUCACAAAUGUUGGAACACCUUUGGUGAAU
Molecule: messenger RNA, 1145 nt
Organism: Babesia bovis T2Bo
Lineage: Eukaryota; Apicomplexa; Aconoidasida; Piroplasmida; Babesiidae
Product: SmORF protein
Exons: 1
Coding region: 24-1115 (363 amino acids)
Source: RefSeq, a predicted model, not a curated record